GCGUGCGUUUCACAUAACAAAACCCUAAAAUAAAAAACAGCACUAUUCAAUUCAACAAACUAACAAAGGAUUCUCAUUCAAAAAUCCAAAAACAAAACUAGUAAGAAUCUGGUCAAAAGAAGAAAAAAAUAACAAGGGGGGUUGUUGUGGAAAAAGAAACCUAAUGAGGGGGUUAAUAAAAAUAAAAAAAGUGGUGAAAGUCCAAUGUAUCCAUCCAUCAUAGUCAACAUCAUUACACACUCUCUCUUUCCAUUUUCUUAGUAUAAAAAGAGACUCUUGCGCAGCUCUCACAAUCCUCCUCUCUUCUCUCAUUUUCCCAUCCUCCAUAUCCCAAAUCCUUUCAUGAACCCUUUUCCUCUGUAAUUUCAUCACACCCCACAAUCUCUGAACCACAAACAAACAACCAUCCAUGGCUGGAAAAGAUUCCAUUUCUCUUGAGGAAAUCAAGAAUGAAACGGUUGAUCUGGAACGUAUCCCUGUCGAGGAAGUUUUCGAGCAACUGAAAUGUACCAAAGAAGGUUUGUCCUCGGAGGAAGGAGCCCAUCGGCUCGAAAUAUUUGGACCAAACAAGCUAGAGGAGAAAAAGGAGAGCAAACUUCUCAAGUUUCUUGGGUUCAUGUGGAAUCCUCUGUCAUGGGUUAUGGAGGCUGCCGCUUUGAUGGCAAUUGGUCUUGCAAAUGGUGACGGGAAGCCCCCGGAUUGGCAGGAUUUUGUCGGUAUUGUUUGCUUGUUGGUGAUCAACUCUACCAUCAGUUUUAUAGAGGAAAACAAUGCGGGUAAUGCCGCUGCGGCUCUUAUGGCUGGUCUUGCUCCCAAGACAAAGGUUCUUAGGGAUGGUAAAUGGAGUGAGCAAGAAGCUGCAAUUCUAGUCCCUGGAGAUAUCAUUAGCAUCAAGCUAGGUGAUAUUGUUCCAGCUGAUGCUCGUCUUCUCGAAGGUGAUCCUUUAAAGAUUGAUCAGUCUGCUUUGACUGGAGAAUCACUUCCUGUGACUAAACAUCCUGGGCAAGAAGUUUACUCUGGCUCAACUUGUAAACAAGGUGAAAUUGAAGCUGUUGUCAUUGCAACUGGUGUCCACACUUUUUUCGGGAAAGCAGCUCAUCUUGUGGACAACACCAACCAAGUUGGACAUUUCCAGAAGGUGCUUACAGCAAUUGGAAACUUCUGUAUCUGUUCCAUUGCAGUUGGUAUGUUGGCUGAGAUCAUAGUCAUGUACCCUAUUCAACACCGAAAGUACAGAGACGGAAUUGACAACCUUUUGGUCCUUUUGAUCGGAGGAAUUCCCAUCGCCAUGCCCACGGUGUUGUCCGUAACAAUGGCCAUUGGUUCACACAGGCUUUCUCAACAAGGAGCUAUUACCAAACGUAUGACUGCUAUUGAAGAAAUGGCUGGUAUGGAUGUACUUUGCAGUGACAAGACGGGUACACUCACACUUAACAAGUUGAGUGUUGACAAGAACUUGAUUGAGGUCUUUGAAAAGGGUGUGGACAAGGAACAUGUUAUGCUUCUUGCUGCAAGGGCUUCCAGGAUUGAAAACCAGGAUGCAAUAGAUGCCGCCAUUGUUGGAACUCUAGCUGACCCAAAAGAGGCAAGGGCUGGGGUAAGAGAAGUCCACUUUUUACCCUUCAACCCCGUUGAUAAGAGAACUGCCUUGACUUACAUUGAUGGCAAUGGGAAUUGGCACCGGGCAAGCAAAGGUGCUCCAGAGCAGAUCAUGGAGCUGUGUAAACUUAGGGAAGAUACAAAGAGGAACAUCCAUGCUAUUAUUGACAAGUUUGCAGAGAGAGGUCUUCGUUCUCUUGCUGUUUCUAGACAGGAAGUUCCUGAGAAAACUAAAGAAAGCCCCGGUGCUCCUUGGCAGUUUGUUGGUUUGCUGUCACUUUUUGACCCACCUAGGCAUGACAGUGCUGAAACUAUUCGCAGAGCACUUCAUCUUGGUGUCAAUGUUAAAAUGAUUACUGGUGAUCAACUUGCCAUAGCAAAGGAGACUGGCCGAAGACUUGGGAUGGGAACUAACAUGUAUCCAUCUUCUACCUUGCUUGGUCAAGACAAAGAUGCAAAUAUUGCCGCAAUUCCAGUUGAAGAGCUGAUCGAGAAGGCAGAUGGAUUUGCUGGAGUAUUUCCAGAGCACAAAUAUGAAAUUGUAAAGAAGUUGCAAGAAAGGAAGCACAUUUGUGGAAUGACCGGUGAUGGUGUCAACGAUGCUCCAGCUUUGAAAAGGGCUGACAUUGGUAUUGCUGUUGCUGAUGCUACGGAUGCUGCAAGGGGUGCUUCUGAUAUUGUCUUGACAGAACCUGGAUUGAGUGUUAUCAUCAGUGCAGUCUUAACCAGUAGAGCUAUUUUCCAAAGAAUGAAAAACUACACGAUCUAUGCAGUAUCUAUCACUAUUCGUAUAGUGUUUGGCUUCAUGUUCAUUGCAUUGAUCUGGAAGUUUGACUUCUCUCCUUUCAUGGUCUUGAUUAUUGCCAUUCUUAAUGAUGGAACAAUCAUGACAAUUUCCAAAGAUAGGGUGGUGCCAUCUCCAUUGCCUGAUAGCUGGAAACUAAAGGAGAUAUUUGCUACUGGGAUUGUUCUUGGAGGGUAUUUAGCCCUGAUGACUGUAAUCUUCUUCUGGGCAAUGAAAGAAAACAAAUUCUUCCCUGACAAAUUUGGAGUUAGACACUUGAAUCAUGAUGAAAUGAUGUCUGCUUUGUAUCUACAAGUCAGUAUUGUUAGCCAGGCUCUGAUCUUUGUGACUCGUUCCCGUGGUUGGUCGUUUCUUGAACGCCCCGGAGCUCUAUUAGUUAUUGCUUUCCUCAUUGCUCAACUGAUUGCUACAUUAAUAGCAGUAUAUGCUAACUGGGGAUUCGCAAAGGUACAAGGAAUUGGUUGGGGUUGGGCAGGAGUAAUUUGGCUCUACAGUGUUGUCUUCUAUAUUCCCCUUGAUGUGAUGAAGUUUGCCAUCCGCUACAUAUUGAGUGGCAAGGCUUGGAUGAAUAUGCUAGAAAACAAGACUGCGUUCACCACCAAGAAAGACUAUGGAAAAGAAGAGAGGGAAGCUCAGUGGGCACUUGCUCAGAGGACUCUACAUGGACUUCAACCACCAGAAGCUUCUGGCAUUUUCAAUGAGAAGAGCAGUUACAGAGAACUGUCCGAGAUUGCUGAGCAGGCAAAGAGAAGAGCCGAAGUUGCAAGGCUUCGUGAGCUUCACACACUCAAAGGACAUGUUGAAUCUGUGGUGAAGCUGAAAGGUUUGGACAUUGAUACUAUCCAGCAGCACUACACCGUGUAAGAAGCUCUCUAAAAUUGUAGAUACCAGAAAAUGGCCAAAGUUGAACAUGAUGAUAAGUGAAUGAAAGCAAUAAAGAGAAGGCCUAUAACUACUACUUUAGGGCUUACCAGGAAUUGGAGAGGAGAAUGUGAACCAUUUGAUGAUAUAUUAGCUUAGUUUUUUCCUGUGUACUUUUAAGUUCUGCCUAAAUGGAUAGUAUUUGCCUUCUUUUAACUUCAUUUUCCUUAUAUUUUCUUUAAGCUCUCUAGUUUCAGUCCUUGAUUUUCCCAUGCUUGUUUUUCAUAUGGUUUUGGGGGCUUCCUCAUUUUAAUUAUUGUAUGCCACAUUUAGAUGGCAGACAUCAGAUGAUGUCGAUAUUGGAAUUUUUUAAGGUGGGUGAAUAAACUGGUUUUGUAUGGUUUUAA
Molecule: messenger RNA, 3672 nt
Organism: Trifolium pratense (red clover)
Lineage: Eukaryota; Viridiplantae; Streptophyta; Magnoliopsida; Fabales; Fabaceae
Product: plasma membrane ATPase 4
Exons: 16
Coding region: 410-3268 (952 amino acids)
Biological process (GO): regulation of intracellular pH; proton export across plasma membrane
Cellular component (GO): plasma membrane
Molecular function (GO): ATP hydrolysis activity; P-type proton-exporting transporter activity; ATP binding
Source: RefSeq, a predicted model, not a curated record